AUGGAAUGUUAUGUACGAAUUUCUUCCCAAGGAAAGCAGUUGCUUACACCCUCAUCACUAACUAUAUUUGCUGCACAAAAUCCUAUUCUUCCACUCACCAUAAAUGGAGCAUCCGGGGAUUUUAUUGAUUUAACCUUCAGCCGUGUGAGGCACUCAUCUCCUCGCUCAAGCACGUCGCCAUCUUCUUACUCGAGCGAUUGUCAUUUUGAAGAAGAGGCUGAUGGUAUCCUUAACACCCUCACUGUUUGCACUCCCUCUUCUAUAUCUGGCGUCAUCUCCACGGGUCGGAACUACUUUAUUCUUGACGUUAAAAACGCUACCGAUUUUAUUCUGUUACCGCAGUCACUGGAUUCUUGUGAACUAUCGACACGAUUUAAACGAGAAGGGAAAACAAACAAGAGCACACUACCAGGAUAUUAUUCCGAAUACAACGAUGGAAAAUGGCGAUAUGUUGAGUUAGCGCUUGUUGCAGAUUACUCUGUGUAUGCUAAGUAUGACAAAGACGAGGCGAAGGUCAUGGAGCGCCUCCAAACAAUUGCGCAUCAUGUUAACGCGCUCUACUAUCCUUUGAACAUACGUGUAACGUUAGUAUGGGUGGAUAUAUGGAAAGACGGCGAUAAGUUCGAGGUUGCCACAAGUGGAGAUCGCACUUUAGAUCGUUUUCUUAAUUACAGAAAGGAGAUAAUCAAGGCUCAUCCCAAUGACAACGCGCAUAUGUUAACUGACAUCCGUUUCGAAGCAAAUGUUGUUGGCAAGGCGUUCAAAGGAACUAUGUGUUCUUAUGAUUAUUCUGGGGGUGUUGAUGUGGAUCACAGUGAUAAUCCAGCAGUUGUGGCUGCAACAGUAGCUCACGAGAUGGGGCAUAACUUUGGUAUGGAACAUGAUGUGGACUAUGGAACUAUAUGCAGUUGUCCAGGAAAUCACUGUGUUAUGGCGCCAUCCACUGGGACAUCACCUCCAUCAUUUUGGUCCGAUUGCAGUCUUCGAUAUCUGUACAGCAGUUUCAAUCGCGGUGUUGAUCUUUGCUUGAAAAACCCUCCAGAGAAGAAUGUUGGUGGAGCAAAAUGUGGGAACGGAAUAGUGGAACCAGGCGAGGAAUGUGAUUGUGGCCGAGAGCAAUGUUCACACUCUUGUUGCGAUGGCACGACGUGUCGUCUGACGGGAAAUGCGGAAUGUGCAGAUGGAGACUGCUGCGAUCUUCUCACAUGCAAGCCGAAACCAAGGGCGACAUUGUGUCGAUCUGCUGUGGGUAUUUGCGAUUUGCCCGAGUUUUGCAACGGUGAUACAGCGGAUUGUCCUGCUGAUUUCUUCAUUCAAAAUGGAGAUGUUUGCCCAGGCAGAAAGGACGAGUAUUGCUACGAGGGUCAGUGUGGAAGCCGGCCAGAUCAGUGUGUAUCUAUUUGGGGGCCAACUGGAAAGGAAGGUGAUCGUGCCUGUUACCAACAAAACACCAAUGGAAUCAUACAAGGCAACUGUGGUUUUGAUGUACACACAAGGCAAUUCACGCGUUGCUUGGCCGAUGACAUCAUGUGCGGUCGUCUUCAGUGCGGUACUCAGGCUGAACGUCCGGUAUUCGGUGACCCUACAACUGUUACGUCUGCUUAUACUUAUGUGAGAGUCGGAACUGAGACUCACCAGUGUCAUGUUAUCAAAACUACUUACAUUGUUGGACAGAAGAAUAAACCGGAUCCUGGGAUGGUUCUUGAUGGUGCCGAAUGUGGUGAUCAUAAAAUAUGUGUGAACGCAAAAUGCAAGCCACUUAGUGAAGUAUCCAAAACCGUAUCUAAGUGUAAUGAUCAUUGUCACUACAGAGGUAUAUUGUUGCUUUCUGUUAAAUUGAGUGAAUUGAAUGUACUUAUGUUGCUUUGUUUUCUUUCUGGUAUCUGCAACAACGUUGGUAAUUGCCACUGCGAAAACGGCUUUGGCGGAAUUGCGUGUGAAAUUCCUGGCUUUGGAGGAUCCGUUAAUAGUAAUCCUUCAAGUACUACCAGGGGGAUAACACCCUCGACUGUUUUCUUGUUGCUUUUGGCAAUAUGCUCGAUAGCUGUGGUCUUGGUGUGCUUUUACUAUUGGUUUAGAAAGAGAAGGAAUCUUGCCGGAGAGUUUUGGGAAUAUACGAGGAAGACCUUGAAAUUACAUGGAGUGCUCGUACCUGUUCGCAAAGCACCACCGCCACCGAAGAGACAUAUGAAGAGGGAAAGUUUAAAUGCUAUGUGGGGCGAUGGUGGUGUGACAUAUUCUGUAAACGAGCGGCCUCCAACAUUUAUGCCUCCCGCAAUUCCGCUGAUGAAAAUUAAUGCUGGAAAUAUCACCCCUAGUACGAGGAGUCCAGAUCAACUACUUCCGCACGUCCCGGUCUCAGCUAACGGUACAAACAGCAAACCUCUCUUCACCAGGGUGCCGUCUACACGACCUAAGGAACCACCACCUGUUGUGCCGUUACGUCCACUUGACUCUAAAUUGGAGGAAUUGUACAAGGAGCGAGGAGAGGAAAUGGGCAUUAAGAGAGAUGCAGCCAAUUUUCCUUCUCGUGAUUUGACUACUCCACCACCGGAAGACCCAACUGUACCAAUGAAGAAAGGUUUUAACCGUCCGAUUCAAGCUCCACCUCCUCCACCUCCAUCGCAGCCGAAACUGGUUUUCAAUUCGGACAAACCAUCACGUCCAGCAAUACCGAAGAAGCCACCGAAAGUACUGAGUGGAUUAGAAGGCGCCGAUGUUCGUGCACUUGCAGCCAAAUUCGACUGUCAGCGCCGCGCAAAAUAA
Molecule: messenger RNA, 2766 nt
Organism: Necator americanus (New World hookworm)
Lineage: Eukaryota; Metazoa; Nematoda; Chromadorea; Rhabditida; Ancylostomatidae
Exons: 21
Coding region: 1-2766 (921 amino acids)
Biological process (GO): membrane protein ectodomain proteolysis
Molecular function (GO): metalloendopeptidase activity
Source: RefSeq, a predicted model, not a curated record